AUGGGUAGAACAUACGUUGGCGUAGGUGGUGGCCAUGCAGGCGAAGUAGGUAUCGUGAUGCCAGAUCACAACUCGGGGGGCCUGCUUUUGCUCUGCAUGAUUCUUAUGUCCCUCUCACUUAUCUCAAUGGUCAUAUUUGCCUGUGGUGAUCACAAAGGAUCAAACAAGAAAAGACGUGGAGGUGGCGCUGCAUGUGGAGGUGGUGGUGGAGGUUGUGGUGGUGGCACUGCAUGCGGAGGUGGAGGUGGUGGCGCUGCAUGUGGAGGUGGAGGUGGUGGCGCCGCAUGUGGAGGUGGAGGAGGCGGAGUCUUUGUCAUAUUUUCUUGCGGUAAGUCGUCUUGCAAGAAGAAGAAGAAUACCGAUGCGUAUUAUAAUUAUAGUGCUGCUGGAGAUGGAACAGGCUGCGGAGGACAUGGCCACCACGAUCAUAGGGGCGGAGUAGAUGGCCAUGGGGGCCAUGGAGGAGGCGACCAUGGGGCUGACGGUGGAGGUUGUUGCGGGGGUGGAGGUUGUGGCUCUAGUGCUACAUGA
Pyrus x bretschneideri (Chinese white pear) is the source of this 531-nucleotide messenger RNA. Its product is annotated as loricrin-like. The coding region runs from base 1 to 531 and encodes 176 amino acids. The record is from RefSeq and is a predicted model, not a curated record. NCBI's taxonomy places the organism in Eukaryota, Viridiplantae, Streptophyta, Magnoliopsida, Rosales, Rosaceae. The transcript has 2 exons.